CACUGAGUCCAAAUCCCGGUUCGCCAGUGAACUCUCUGCCGAACCAAAUCCCGUCCUUGUAUAUCAGUGUAAAGAAGCAGACAGUAGACUAGGACUCAAUUUCCAGUCUCUAUCUCAGCACAUUUAUUCAGCCGAUAUCCAGCCGACAUCAGCACAAGUCAGCACAGUCACAAAGUAAUACUCGAUUUCGUCAGAUCAUUAACAUCCACACACAUAUCAAUAGCAGUACCGCAAUAUCGUAAAUCAUAUACUUCAUAUUUGCGAUAAACACAACACAUCAACGUUUCUACAGCUUACAAUUCGAAUACUCGUCUCUUUGACAGCCAUAAGUCCCAGUAAAAACUUCCGUAUAUGUUGUAUUUCCCGAUAUAACCAUGUCCAACCAGUAUAUCUACAAUAGCUACCAGCAGUAUUCGCCCAACGUAGCCCACAACUCGUUGGCGGUGCUCCCAAACGCCAACACGAGCCCCACGUCGAAUCUUGCCUAUAUGUCACCUCCUGGCUCAGGCAACUCGUCUUUGGCUGGCAGCUUGUCUUCAUCUGCCACUUCCUCCACCUCCUCCAGUGGUUUGGGAGCAGCAUCGUCGCUAGCAGCUUCCAACUACUCGUUCCAUACUCCACGCUUGAGAUACUACUUGUCCAAGCUGUUUGAUGUAGAAGACGACUUGGAGUUCUGUCCAGACAUUCCAGACUCGCUCAACACCAGUCCCACCAUCAAGAAGUUCAACCCGUAUACGGCAUCUGUGUUCUCUCCUUCGCAGGAACUCAAUGGAACUUCCUCUGUGUCGUCCAACUCUUCUUCCAAUGCGUCGUCGUCGCCACGCGUGCACACUCCACGGAUCAAGAAACCGUUGGAAAUCAUCAACCCCCAGACCAAGAUGAGAGUCGGAUCCCCUGCAACAAAGUAAAGUUGUGUGGUUCUUAGGACAUAAAAUCAUCGGGUAUGAGUUGAGUUGUGCACACGGUUGAUGAUGGACCACGGAUUGGAUAGCUCUAUGAUUGAGUUGAAUGUAUAUUAUCACCAAAUUUUCAUUUCCAUGGCUUUUUUAUUACCAUGGAUCUUGGUUUGAGAAUAUCUUUUGAUUUUCAUUGUAUUUCAUCAAUAUUUAAUUUCAUUAACUUUGAUUUUCAAUUGAAAUUCAGUACUUUAUUGAUGAUUUUCAUACAUUCACGCUUUCCGAACUUGAACAAUAUUAGAAUUUUGACAAUAGAUUUAUUUAUUUUGGGGUCACUAUCAUCUGUCUGUUAUUGAAGUGCAUGCAUUGACUUUUAUGUCUUUUGAACAUUAUACAACUAUUUAAUGUUUUGUUUUACGAGGUUAUGGAUUUUGUCAUUAUUAUUUCAUUCUUAUUCUUAUUAUUGGUCCUGAUUGUACUUUUAUUUUUACCAUUCAUUUAUAAUCAAACAAUCUAAUCAGUGAGAACCUGACGUCCGGCGCAAGGCUGGCUGGUGUCUUCUCCAUGUCAUUU
Molecule: messenger RNA, 1469 nt
Organism: Scheffersomyces stipitis CBS 6054
Lineage: Eukaryota; Fungi; Ascomycota; Pichiomycetes; Serinales; Debaryomycetaceae
Exons: 1
Coding region: 375-908 (177 amino acids)
Source: RefSeq, a predicted model, not a curated record